Molecule: messenger RNA, 7736 nt
Organism: Vicugna pacos (alpaca)
Lineage: Eukaryota; Metazoa; Chordata; Mammalia; Artiodactyla; Camelidae
Source: RefSeq, a predicted model, not a curated record
CUCACACUGGCUCUUCUCUCUGUCCUGAUAGGUACCUAUCACACCAUUCUUUGGCGAAGGUUAUUCAGCAGUUGUGAUCUCUCCCAGUCGAACUCUCUACAAAUUAUUAUCUCUGGACUCCCAGCUGACACCCUGCCGGAGGCAAGAGCUACUAAGCCAACUGGAACUGUGCCUUUUCUCUUGUCAAGGUUUUUUUCUUACACAGGAAAAAGAAAGAAAAAAAAAAAAAGAUGAAGUUGGGCAAAGUGGAGUUCUGCCAUUUUCUGCAGCUAAUAGCUCUUUUCCUGUGUUUUUCCGGGAUGAGUCAAGCAGAGCUCCCAAGGUCCAGAUCAAAGCCCUAUUUCCAGUCGGGGAGGUCCCGGACCAAGCGCAGCUGGGUGUGGAAUCAGUUCUUUGUGCUGGAGGAGUACAUGGGAUCAGACCCCCUCUAUGUAGGCAAGCUUCACUCUGACGUCGAUAAGGGAGAUGGCUCCAUCAAAUACAUCUUGUCAGGCGAAGGGGCGAGCUCCAUCUUCAUCAUCGAUGAGAACACGGGGGACAUUCACGCUACCAAGAGGCUGGACCGCGAGGAGCAGGCCUACUACACGCUCCGAGCCCAGGCGCUGGACAGGCUCACCAACAAGCCCGUGGAGCCCGAGUCCGAGUUCGUCAUCAAGAUUCAGGAUAUCAAUGACAAUGAGCCCAGGUUCCUGGACGGCCCCUACACGGCCGGGGUCCCCGAAAUGUCCCCUGUGGGGACCUCAGUGGUACAAGUGACAGCAACGGAUGCUGAUGACCCCACGUAUGGCAACAGCGCGCGAGUGGUCUACAGCAUUCUGCAGGGACAGCCGUACUUCUCAGUGGAACCGAAGACAGGAGUCAUCAAGACCGCCCUUCCAAACAUGGAUAGAGAGGCUAAAGACCAGUAUUUGCUUGUUAUCCAGGCAAAGGAUAUGGUUGGUCAAAACGGAGGACUCUCUGGAACCACGUCAGUCACCGUGACCCUAACUGAUGUGAAUGAUAACCCGCCUCGCUUUCCUCGAAGGUCGUAUCAGUAUAAUGUUCCAGAAUCACUGCCAGUGGCCUCCAUUGUGGCCAGAAUUAAAGCUGCCGAUGCAGAUAUAGGAGCUAAUGCUGAGAUGGAAUACAAAAUUGUGGAUGGUGAUGGAUUAGGGGUUUUCAAGAUUUCUGUUGACAAAGAUACACAGGAAGGAAUCAUCACUAUACAGAAGGACUUGGAUUUUGAAGCCAAAACCAGUUACACGCUACGGAUAGAAGCUGCCAACAAAGACGCCGACCCUCGUUUUCUAAGCUUGGGACCGUUCAGCGACACGACCACCGUGAAGAUAAUCGUGGAAGACGUGGACGAGCCCCCCGUGUUUUCCUCACCCUUGUACCCCAUGGAGGUGUCGGAAGCCACCCAAGUGGGGAACAUCAUAGGCACCGUGGCCGCGCACGACCCGGAUGCUUCCAACAGCCCCGUGAGGUAUUCAAUUGACAGAAACACAGACUUGGAGAGAUACUUCAACAUUGAUGCCAACAGCGGAGUUAUCACAACCGCCAAAUCUUUGGAUCGAGAGACAAAUGCUGUUCAUAACAUCACAGUCCUCGCAAUGGAGAGCCAGAAUCCAUCUCAGGUAGGACGAGGCUACGUGGCCAUCACGAUCCUCGACAUCAAUGACAACGCCCCCGAGUUCGCCAUGGACUACGAGACCACGGUCUGUGAGAAUGCCCAGCCCGGCCAGGUUAUCCAGAAAAUCAGUGCUGUUGACAAAGACGAGCCAUCCAACGGGCACCAGUUUUAUUUCAGCUUAACAACCGACGCAACGAAUAACCACAACUUUUCACUGAAAGACAACAAAGACAACACAGCCUCAAUUCUCACCAGGAGAAAUGGCUUCCGGAGACAGGAGCAGUCUGUGUAUUACCUGCCAAUCUUCAUCGUGGACAGCGGAUCACCCUCCCUCAGCAGCACCAACACCCUUACCAUCCGUGUCUGCGACUGUGACGCCGACGGGGUAGCCCAGACCUGCAACGCCGAAGCGUACGUCCUCCCCGCUGGCCUCAGUACCGGAGCCUUGAUCGCAAUACUGGCCUGCGUCCUGACGCUGCUGGUGCUCGUCCUCCUGAUCGUCACGAUGCGAAGACGGAAAAAAGAGCCCCUCAUUUUCGACGAGGAACGAGAUAUCAGAGAAAACAUCGUCAGAUACGAUGAUGAGGGUGGGGGCGAGGAGGACACGGAGGCUUUUGACAUGGCCGCGCUCAGAAACCUCAACGUCAUCAGAGACACCAAGACCCGGAGGGACGUGACUCCAGAAAUUCAGUUCUUGAGUCGACCGACGUUUAAAAGCAUCCCAGAUAAUGUCAUCUUUCGGGAAUUUAUUUGGGAACGACUGAAAGAGGCUGAUGUCGACCCCUGCGCACCCCCCUAUGAUUCCUUGCAGACAUACGCGUUUGAAGGAAACGGCUCAGUGGCUGAAUCGCUCAGCUCCUUAGAUUCCAUCAGCUCAAACUCUGAUCAGAAUUACGACUACCUUAGUGACUGGGGGCCUCGUUUUAAACGACUCGCAGACAUGUAUGGGACCGGCCAGGAGAGUUUGUACUCAUAGCCCGGAACCUUCAUUGGAAAUGUACUGAAGAAAAAGUAAAAGCAAAAAAAAACAAAAACAAAAAAAACUACAACCCCAACACUACACACAGAAAAUAAGGACUCCACUUGCUAGAGAAAAUGGUUGUAAAUAUUUCCCCAUUUUUAACUGUUUAGGUUUCUGCCUUGGUGAAGCGUAUCUUCAUUAGAUUUAUCCAAGGGAAUGCACUGACCACAGCCUCUGAGCAUUUGAAGGCUUUUUGAUAAAAAGAAAUGCUCAGUGGUUUGUGAAUAGAUAGCAACUCUCAGAUACCUGCAAAGGCACCUAAGUUGUAUGAGUAAGGAGAGCCCUGUGUCGUCAGUGACCCCAGGAUGUCCUGUGCACACCUUCAUGGUACUGGCAGUAAGAGGAAGGAAAACAUGAUGUGCCCUUGAAAAGUCCUGGAACUUCCUGCAUAUCAAAACGUGGGAUAAAUUUAAUUUACAGUGAUGCUUUUAGCUUGCUAGAUUAUAGAAUCCAGCAGAAUUUAACUGCUGUUGGGUUAGCAAAUAUAUUUUAUUUAGCAAUAUAAAAGUUUUUAGGAAAUCCUCCCCAAUCCUCCAAUACAAGCCAGUAAAAUCUGGUUUAAGGCAACAUAAACCGUUGUUUAGCAAAUAAAUUCUGAAAUGUUCCAAAUACGAAAGAGGUCAAUCAUUCUUAACGUUUGCAGCCGUUUUGAGAUGCUUGUGUAGGUAUGAAAAAAAGUUGCUGUCUAUUCGUUGAUUUUUAUUAUCUCUUCUGAUUUGUACAGGAGAAUAUCUUUUCCUUUUUUUUUUUUUUUAUUUGACACAUGGUGUUCUAUUUAUUUUGGAGCUCCAGUCUCCACUAAAUUCAGGUCCCUCUUACUGCCUGAUGAUAUUACGCUCAUUAGACAUGCUGAUUUUUCUCCAGUCUGAGCUACACGAAGGAAAUGAAGCAUAGAAAUGGGAAGGAAAAAAAAAAAUAGUGGAGCGGUUGAGCCCUGUUGCUGCUCACAUCUCCAAGAGGAGCACCGCCCCAGGGGCGCAGAAGUUGUCUCUGCCAUUAGAACUCACAAAACACUGGAAUAAAAUAUUUGUAUUUUAGAAGGAAGAUUUCAGAGAAAAUUGAGAUUUUUCUUCGAUGCGAGAUUUAUUUUUCAGGGUCACAAGUUGUCUAUGCUCCAAAGACUUUGAAGAGUUUAUUGCCGUUCCCCCCCCACCCCACCCCCCGCGCCUCUUCUGUUACAAUAUUACGUAAAGGACUGAUUUUUUAAAAUAUAUCUUAAGCAACAUCAUGUCAUAAAUUUCAAAAUCCAUCUUUAAAUUCUGAUGGAAGUAUGUUCCUCAAGAAUGAAUCAAGCAAUGUAUAAUUUCCAUACCGGUUUAGAUGUGCCAAAGGUAAGGAGAGAAAUUUCAACUGAUCACAUGGGUUUAAGUUUGAGGAAAAGAAGAAUUUUAUGACUAAAAUAAUAUUUCUACCUAACAUUUUUUCCUAGAUGAAUACAAAUUUAAUGUGAAUAUAUUCAAGUCUAAGAAUGAAUUUAGUUUUUUUCUUUCUUUUCUCCUUUUUAAACAGAUUUAUUGUUGGGUUCCUAGUAAAUCUACAGAUCAUGGACACUGUACAGGAAAUUGUGCCCUGAAAGUACUUCUUUAUGAAAGACAAACACUAGAAGCAGAAUAUCAAUAUUUUGACUCCAUGAGGAGAAACUCUGUAGGAUUCUGUAAAAAUCGCAGCCCCCUCCCCCACUUUAGAAAUGAAGUAUGUGAAAUUGGCCUUCAGCUUCUAAAAAUAAGUAACUCCAUAAACCCAGUUACCUGCGCUAAGAGUCCUUUGGUUUGAGUAAAGUUUCACAGACCCUGUUUCAUGACUAGAUAGAGAUGCUUCUUGCCAUAUUAAUAUGCAUAUACAUGAAAAACCAAUUUUGUAACAGUAGAUCCUGUUCAUGACUUUUAGUCAUAUAUGAAAGUUUUUCAGAUUAAAAAAGGAAAGCAGAGUACGCUUACCCAGUUUUAAAAAAUCAGCGUGAGGUGCAGGAAUUACAUAGGGGUUAAAUCAGCAAGGUGCUGAGGAUAGUUUUGCCAUCAUCCAUCCCCUUGUCUGCAAGAAGAUAAAAUAGUACGUUGGGAUUAUGAUGUCAAAACUGCUGAUUGUUGCACAUGUCACUAAAUGGAAGUUUGAAUGUACUUUAGAAAAGGAACAUCUCAUCAGUCACCUUGCUUUCUCUCCUUUCAAAGUAUCUUUUUUUUUUAAUUCGUAUUUGCUAGUAAUAGAUUGGGAGGAAAGGCUCAUAUUUAAAUAAAGAUUUGAAAUUCUUGCAUAUACUCAAUUGCUAUUUUACGUGUGGAAGAUUAUAACAAUAUAGUAUGGAACUUGAUUCAAUGGUAUUUAAAAAAAAAAAAAUCUUGAGAUGGCUGGAAGAAAGUCCCUAAUCUUGAUGGGAUUUCUAUGAAGCACUCUAGCUAAUCUCAAUUGUAAAUGGUGGUGAAUUUGUUGUUAUUUUAAGUUUUCUUUUUUCUUCUGAAAUCUAAGGCUGUGUAUGUUUAUCUGACCUAAUACUUGAGAAAGAGGUCCUGUUGUAAAUCCAGAGACUGGAACGGUUCAUCAAUAAAAAUCAAUGUUAAAGCCAGCUGGGAGAUUCUCCAAAAGCAUUUAAAUAGAUACCUGUCAUCAAGUCACUAUAAUUCAGGGUGUGCUGGAACCAAAUCCCAGGAAGCAAUUAUGCACAUCUUUUCCCAUCUCUUCCAUUUUGAUAGUUCAGCCAUGGUGGUAAUUUUUAGACCACCGUGGAAAUCAGCACACACUACCUUUUUUUUCCCCACCCUGGAGAACCAGUUGUUAAAUGUUUACCAAUACUUCUCUGCUUAAAUUACUUUAUAAAAGGAAACCACAUGAUUGUAAAUACAGUGUGAAUGAAUAGGAUUAUCAAAUAAUGGCAUAAAAGGAAUUUAUGCUUUAUUGUACUACUAAAUACGGGUACGUGUGGUAGGGAUUUCCUGGUAUCAAAUCCUUGGAGCUACGGAUAGAAAGGAGAGGAGCCUUUGUUAUGGGAAGGAGUAGCUUAAUAAAUUCAAGUGCAGGCAUCCGUUCAGGAAGUCAAUAAAUUUUAAGUAUUUUCCAUUUGUCCACAUGGACAUUAGAAAUGCAUAUUUUGAACAAUUUAAAUUCUUACAUUUGCAUUUUAUUUGUUACUAUCUGUGUCAAGGAAAUAUGUGAACUGCUAUCCUUAAAUAAUUUUAAGCCAGCAUAACGAAUAUGAAAACUAAAUCUUAUCAAGGAAGUGGACUUUUGGAGAUCAAGCCUAAAUUAUGAUUCUGGAUACACAAUACAGUGUCUGCGUCAAAGCGUUAUUCCAAGGGCAGCUGCAGACUACAAUCAGAAAGGAGACAAGAAGAAAAGAUGCUCUGUGGAGACAUUGAGUAGAUCUUUCUACAGGCGAUAACUACAUGACCCUGACGGAGUUCUGCCUUUGACGGGAAGCUCUGCAGCCUUGAUGUGAGGCAGGCGGGAGUUGUGGGUGGGUGACUCCUGGACACAAGCACGAAGUACUAGUGUUGAGGUGAUGAUAGCUGCCUUCUCAGUCCUCCGAGAUGUUUUAAGUUAUUUUCAAUUACACUGACUAUUCUGGAAGACGAGCAGGCUUUGGCAGUUACUCUCAUGUCAACGGUGUGGUUAUACAGCAUAGGGGUGAUAUUUGGGUGAUGGCCCACAUGCCCAAAGAAACUUGUAAGCAGGUAGACAGCAUAAUAUUCAAAUAUGAAAUCUAGAAGAGCUUAAAAUAAGUCAAAUGUAUUUCAAGAGGCAAAAUGCAUCUUGUUGGAAUAUUUUAAAGCUUCUGAACACUAGAUAUUAAUCUUAAAAUUUUCCAUUUUAAUUUGACAUCUACGGACUUAACAAACUGUUUUAAUUACCUAAUUAUUUCUAAAUCACGAUUUGAAGGUUUAUUUACAGUUGAUCUAAUUAAAGCUGAUUAACAGAAAGCUUCAACUUACUCAUAACUUUCUGGUCAGGGAUGGCUGGGGGCACGAGGGAUGGACAGGACAGUUAAUAGAUAAGGAGAUUCAGUUUCUAUUAGUCUGUGUAGUUCAUUUGAUCUUAAGUAUACUUGAGUCAGUUAUUUUAAAGUCAUUAAUACAUAUCGUGCGUCUCUGCCACGCUAUAUGGAAGUUUGGCAGGGAAAGCUAACACAGUAAUGCUAGCUGAAUAAUCGUCAUUGUAAUCAAAAGAGCAAGUCAGGAGUAACAGCAUUUACACUUUGAGUGUAAUUGAAAUUGUUUCAGAGGAAUGGGAUUCGCCUUUAAGAAAAAUGGGAGUUAUCUGAGGCUGUGAUUUGGCAGGCCCUGCAAAGUAUAAUUCCAGGAGUAAUUUUUCAAGCAAAAACAAGACAGCCAGCAUGUGUGACACUGUGACACUUUUUCAUUGUUAUGCCAACUUGUACUGGCUCAGAGUUUAACUGAAAAGAACAGGUGUGUAUAUGUGUGUGCGAGAGAGACCGGGGGCCAUAGGGAUGGACGUAUGUCUGAAGCAACCUUAAAAAAACAGUCUAAUAUUUCCUAGUUAAUGCCAGCAUAUUACUGUGAUUGAGCAAGUGCCUAUUAGGGCAUAAGACUAGAAAAUCUGAUCAACUGAAGGGAGCAAUAUUUUAUUUGCUUUAAAUAUCUAAAUUAGGAGAAGGAUUUUGGUGCUACGGGGGAGAGUUAGCUGAACCACCUGGAUAACUGCCUCAUCUUCCUUUUACUGCAUAGAUGCCAUCUCACUGCUGACACAGGACAUGGGGUGUGAAUUACUACGGAAGGUCACCGGGCGUUGGCCUUGGGAGUGUGUCUGUGGUGCCCUAGGAAGCUCCCCUUGUCUGUGGUUAUGAAAUCUGGGUCAGAAGCCAGAUCCAGCACAUUUUUGCUUUGCCAUGAAUGCCAUUCUAAUUCUCUGAACCUCUAUAUCUUCAUGAUUAAAAUUGAGUUAAUUACUAUCCUGUCUGUUUUAAAGGCUUGUGAGAUGAUGGAGUGAAAAUGCUGUGUGAACUGGAAACCACUGUAAAAAUGUAAGGCAUUAUUAUGGAAAAUUAUGGAAAUUAUGUAAUAAGGUUGAUUAUAUUUAUUGUUAAGUGGUGAACACUGAUUUCUGUUUUUGGAAAUAUGCAUUAAGGGGGAAAAACAUGCAAUUAGUAUCCUA